Messenger RNA from Talaromyces proteolyticus, 1809 nucleotides. RefSeq lists its product as uncharacterized. Bases 1 to 1809 code for a protein of 602 amino acids. The transcript is spliced from 5 exons. NCBI's taxonomy places the organism in Eukaryota, Fungi, Ascomycota, Eurotiomycetes, Eurotiales, Trichocomaceae. The record is from RefSeq and is a predicted model, not a curated record.
AUGGCUACUGUAUCGACAGGAGUGGCCGGACAGCCCAGCUACACUCCAAACGAGCCAGCGACCAGCCAGUAUUUGGAAGUGUCCAGAGUUCAACCCAAGCAGCGAGUCGUGGAGAACUUUCGCCCAAUGAGUGUAAUCGUCGUCGGCGCUGGCUUCUCCGGGAUUUACUGCGGCAUUCGGAUACCAGAGCGACUGCGCAAUGUUCAAUUGACGAUCUAUGAAAAGAACGCUGGAGUUGGAGGAACUUGGUAUGAAAACCGAUACCCGGGUUGCGCCUGCGAUAUUCCUGCACAUUCAUACCAGUACACGUUUGCACCCAACCCGGACUGGAGCCAAUUCUACGCCCCAGCAGCAGAGAUUCGCGAAUACCUCGAGUCAGUAGUAAGACGAUAUUCCGUGGACAGAUUCAUCAAGCCUCUACAUAAGGUAAUUGACGCAAGGUGGAUCGAGGAUACUUCCCAGUGGCAUGUCACAAUCGAGAACCUGCGCACGGGAGAGAUCAUCAUGGACCAGGCAGAUGUCGUCAUUAGUGCGCGGGGAACUCUGAACGAAAUGUCCUGGCCAGACAUCCCAGGAGUAUGCGAUAUGAAAAUCCCGGUCAUGCAUUCCGCAGCAUGGAAUGAUAGCGUUGACUUCAAGAACAAAAAGAUUGGAGUUAUUGGUGGUGGAAGCAGCGCAAUUCAGAUCAUCCCCGCCCUACGGCGAGUGCCUGGUGCCCACCUUAGUUGUUUCAUCAGGAGCAAGACAUGGAUCUCUAGGCCAUUUGGGGAUUCGGUGAUGAAAACACUCGGAAUAGAGAUCUCACCAGAACAGAGGAAGCUAUUCGCAACGGAUCCCAAACACUACUUGGACUUCCGGACUACCAUUGAGAGAGACGGUAACUCGAUGCAUCACCUUACAUUAAAGGACUCACAAUCGCAAAGGCUGGCACGAGACGACUUCACGUCACUCAUGCGAGAAAAGUUGGCCAACAAACCACAUAUUUUUGAGUCAUUACUGCCAAACUUCAGUGUCGGCUGCCGAAGGCUGACACCCGGGCCGGGAUAUCUCGAGGCACUCGCGGAAGAUAAUGUCGAUUUUAUUAACACCCCGAUUUCUAAAGCUACAGAUACGGGUCUCGUGCUGCAGAAUGGAGAAGAAAAGGAGUUGGACAUUUUGGUUUGCGCGACUGGGUUCCAAACCUCUGCUCCUCCACCUUUCCUCGUGACAGGCAAGAACGGGCAAACUAUGCAACAGAAAUUUGACCCAUAUCCAGAAACAUACCUGUCCCUUGCAACGGAUGGAUUCCCCAACUAUUUCAUGAUGCUAGGUCCAAAUGCUGCCAUUGGCACUGGUCCUCUCACAACCAUGAUCGAAAGAACUGGGGACUACAUCAUCAAAUGCAUACGGAAACUCCAAAAGGAAAACAUCUCCAGCAUGGAUCCAAAGCCCGUCCGGGUCAAAGACUUCUCGCAGGUCAUUGAGAAGUACUUCAAGGACACCGUGUAUCUGGACAACUGCAGCAGCUGGUACAAAAGCAAGGGUGGCAAGGGUGAUCGGAUCACGGGAGUCUGGCCGGGCAGCGCGUUACACGCCAUGGAAUCUCUUCGGUCACCGCGUUGGGAAGAUUUCGACUAUGUCUACGAUGGCGACAAAGGGGGGAUUGAGAGCAAUCGUCUAGCAUGGCUUGGGAAUGGUUGGUCGAUUGCACAGAUUGAUGCUGGUAAAGGAGAGCUGGCGCAUUUCCUGCAACCAGGGCUGAUCGACAUACCAGCGGAGCCUUUUCCGGAAGAUACUCUGAAAUUCAGGCAGCUUCCAUUCUCUCACUAA